This is a messenger RNA of Paramuricea clavata, 14850 nucleotides long. NCBI's taxonomy places the organism in Eukaryota, Metazoa, Cnidaria, Anthozoa, Malacalcyonacea, Plexauridae. The record is from the annotation of a GenBank genome assembly.
CUAAAUCUAUUCAUCUGUCUCACCUUUCUCUUUGUCCCAUCCUUUCCGUUUCAUCAAUUUAAACCCAAUAUUAUCCUCAGGAAUAUGAUAGAAUGUUCUUUCUGACUUAUACUGGCAGUUGAACAAAUGUGCUGUUGACGUAUCAUGCUCGUGCUUUGAUCCAAAAAACUUUAUCUUACAAGUAUCGCACGUCUGUUCGACGGUAGACGCAAAUUCCAAACUAACGUCAGAUCUUUGUUUCUGUGCUGAUCUUCUACGGCAGUCAAACACAUCUCGGAUUCCAGACUUUUUGGCGAUAUCCAUAGCAGUUUGACCUUGAUUGUUUGUCAAUUUGGCAUCAGCCCCUUCCCUCAGCAGUAACGUAACACAUGUUCUAUGGCCACUUUUUGCCGCACACAUUAAAGCUGUCCAACCAAAUGGAUCUGUUGCAUCAAUAUUAACCUUAUUAUCCCUAAUAAACCUGCGUAGUCCAUCAACAUCCCCAUCUUGUGCCAUUUUAAGAAAUAGAUUUUCUUGCCUUGUAUUAGAACAUGGGCUUUUUAUACUCUUAAAAUCUACAUUUAUAGGCUUUCUAUUCACAUUUGCACCGACUUUUUUGGUUUUAGAAAUAUUUUUCACAGUACUUUCUACAUUGUCUCCCCUUUUACUACGCCUAGAGUCACGCUUUGAACAAGUCUCAAUACUUUCUUUAAGUAAACUUUCAUAAAAUUCUCUUGCUUCUGCUCCAGAAAAAUGCCCAUUUUCGUUUUGUAACUUUUGUGAAGUGUCACAUUUCCUGACCGCUGUAAAACUUUCCAAAUUAGCCGAAGCACGCUGAAAUUUCACAGAAGGGUACAUUAAUCCCUUACGUAUACUAUCCAAUUUAAAAAACCGUAAUCAUUGAACAAGAAGUAUUAAAUUUUACUCUUUUUUGUGGUGCAUAUGAAAAAUUAAUUCUUCAAAAAGCGGCCAUUUUGUUUACGAAAAAACGUACCGGAAGUAGUCGUCAGUUUCUGUUGUCGUAGAUGAUCGUUGACAAGUCGUGAACUCUCGUAAUGUUGCUUCCUGUUUAAUUACUGGGUAUACGAAAUAAUAUUUCAAGAUGCCUGGGGACACUUGGUAGGCUUAUUUUUCAUUAUUUUUCUUUCUUUUCAGUGUUAUUUUGGUUAUUUUAAACGUAGUUUAUGCUUUAGUAUAGAUAGUUAGUAUGUAGGGUAUUAUUUAAGUGGUGUAGCAGUGUUUUAGACAGCUUUGUUUUGGGCUUAUAAAAAAUUAGUUAAUUUGUCAAUAUUAUAUAUAUUUAACAGUUCAAAAUUAAUCUAUUGAUGUGUUUUAGGGUGACAGACUGUAAGUCUGUUGAAAAUCUCGGGAGUGAGAUUAUGGAAAGGUUGAAUGAAAAAAAUAGGUUGAAGAGAUCUGGUUCAAAUUAUUCCAAGGUAAAUUAUUGACCAGCACCACUACCAUCAUCCCAACACCAUAGCAUCAUCAAUACCAUCAUCAUGAUUACCACCACUAUUAUCAAUAUUGUCAUCACCACUGACAUUAAUUGCACUGUUGCUGCUAUCUUCAUGACUGCUGCCACCAUUAGUGAUUACUUCCAUUAUCAACAUGAUAAUCAUCAUCAUCACCACCAGCACCAACACUAUCAUCAGCAUCACCAAUAUUAUCACAAUCAUGAAUACUAUCAUCAUCAUCACCAAUAUCAUCAUCAUCACCAAUAUCAUCACCAAUACUAUCAUCAUCACCAAUAUUAUCAUCAUCACCAAUACUAUCACCAUCAUCAAUAUUAUCAUCAUCACCAAUACUAUCUUCAUUAUCAUCACCAAUAUUAUCAUCAUCACCAAUACUACCAUCAUUAUAAUCACCAAUACUAUCAUCAUCAUCAAUACUAUUAUCAUCAUCAUCAAUACUAUCACCACAUCACCAAUACUAUCAUCAUUAUCACCAAUACUAUCAUCAUCUGAUUAUCACCAUCUGAUUAUCACCAUCAAUCCAACCACCAUCAUAACUAAAAUCACCACUAUAGAUCAUCAUCAUUACCCCAACACUAACCUGGGUAGCUGGCAGGGUUUUUUCCGUUGCCCGCACCUCCCCAACCCUUAAAACCGCCAGCUAUGCAGGCUACCCCAACACUAUAUCAUCAUCAACACCAUCAUCAUAAUAAUGACCACUAGCACCAUUAGUACUUGCUACCAUUAUCACCAUGACCACUGACCAGAUAUAAUUGUCCUUCAAGGUGGACGGCCAAUGUCGUCUGAUGCUUAACAAUUACUCCAAAGAACUGCAGAGAUUAAAAAGUGAUUUAUCCAAGGCCUCUUCUUCCUAUCAUAUGUAUCCUUUCCAAUGUUUUAAAUUAUAAAAUAAGAGUCAAUUAUAAAAAUCAACAACUGUAAAUUACUGUACUUAACUACGACACAGAACAGACCGUGAAGCUGAGAGACGGCAGGAUAUGAUUGAUCAACUUGCCACAAAGUAAGUUUAAGACCUUUCUACACGCGUAAAAACGCUCAGGUUGAUGCAAUACUGAUGAAAACAGGAUUGAACAAUGUUUUGCUGCCCACAUUGUCCAUAGUUGUCAACAAUAUUGAACAAUAUUGUUACACCCGUUUCAGGCUCAACAACAUUGUUCAAUAUUGUUGACAAGUGUGAACAACGUGGGCAGCAAAAUAUUGUUCAGUCCUGUUGAGCAACGGGCUCGGCGUUUUUUGCCGUGUACAUGAUACAAUUGCUUAUGUAACAUUUUGAGUAAUUCCAUGCCAUUUCAACACAAAAAAACCUGAUUUGACACCCACCCUCUCCAAAUUUCUUUAUAUUUCGCAGGCAGUUAACAUUGUGUGGGAAUAGUUUAAGUUCAAAAUUUGAGCAUCGUAGCUGCAAUAGUUUUUGAGAUAUCGCAAUUCGAAAUAUGGCCCGAAAAGCAAAAAAGUGGGCGUGGCCAGUGCUAAAUUCACCAUUACCCUAUUUUACAUUUUGACCUGUAACUUCAUACACGUACAUGGUAUAUCCAUCAAAAUUUGCACAAAGAUGUAUUUGUAUGCGGAGAUUUCAAAUAUUGCACUUUCAUCUUUGUAUCUGCAACCAGUAAUGUGUUAUGGCACAACAAAAAGUUUAAUUAUGUGUUUCUGAAGACACGAAAUAUACGUCAUAUUUAUUGGAAAAAUGUUUAUGGAAGCCAUACAGACACAACAGUAAUUUUUAUUCCACAUCAUAUACACAUGUUAUUCUACUUUCAAGCAAAAUUUGGUGAUGGUUAGUUGCCUGCUUUAAAAAGUAGAGCCCUUUAAAGUUGUCGUAUUUUCUAAAUAACUUUAAUAGUACGUUUUGGGUGUUUGUUAAGAAUAAAAUACAUUCAUUGAGAAAUGAGACUGCCAAAUACUUUAAUGUUUCAUUCGAUCCUUCUUUAUUGAUGGUGCAUAUUUAAAAUUUGUUUUAAAAGUUUAAAAAUUACAUAUUUGUUAAUAGUACAUACGCAAAAAGAAUAUCAAUGUAUCAAAAGUAUGCAAUACAAAUUAUUUCUUAUCUACCCCUGCUCGUGAACCAAUUGUAGUUUCAGUGAACUCUUUUAUUGUAUGCUUGUAAGAUGAUGAAAAAUGGCUUGAUUUGAUUGAAGAAGUUGACAAUUAUCAAAGAAGUGCAAAAAUUAUUAAGGUUUAUGCACCCAAAGUGCAUCGCAAGAUCAUAUUUCUGGCCAGUAAGAGGACACUUGUUAGCGAUUGACCGAUAAUUGCGUCGUGUACUCGUGUCAGCCAUACGUUUCAACGGAAACUCUUAAACAUCUUUAUCGAGCUUUAGUCCAACCACACUUUGAUCACUGCUCGAUGAUUUGGGGUAACUGUGGCGAAUCUUUAAGAGGCAAUCUUCAGAAACUCCAAAACUGAGCUGCAAAAGUUAUUACAGGUGACUCAUAUGAAAUACGCUCCAUAGAUAUUUUAAAGAAACUAGAUUGGAAAACGUUAGGUGAAAGAAUGAUGGAGCAACAACUAAAAUAUGUAUCAAAAGCACUUACAUGCCAUUUUCACGAAAACAUUUCGGACAUGUUUAAACUAUAUAAUUCAGAUCGAUAUGAAUUAAAAAAUAACAAAAAUAAGUUGUUGUUGUUGAAGCCAAAAACGGAUUCAAUGAAACGAACUUUCGGUUAUGCUGCCGCUAAAGUUUGGAAUGAAAGAAAUAAAAUUUUUAUAUAAUUUUAUCUGGGUGGGGUUGGAGUGAAUAAUAAACUUUGAAUGUCUUUCUAAUAUUAUUCGGGUGGUUCGGGGAGGGUGGGUGCAUUAUACUGUCUGUAAGUACACGGCCUAGUGAAAAGUAACGACAACCUUGCUAAUAUUUUUUUUAGUUGAUUAGCUACCGUGUUACAAGAUGUUUUUAAUAAAAAAAUAAAUAAAAAAUUAUAAUCGGAAUUGGACCGAUUUUUGCUUAUCGGUAGACAAUCGGAAUCGGUAGAAUAAUUUGUAUUUUCCGAUUGUGUAAAACCGAUUGUUGAGAAAAUACGCACUUUAAAAAUCAUAUAUAUUGCGCGGUGAUACACGUUGAAUGCACUUUUUUAUGUGAAAACAACAACUGUUUAAUCUCUUGCGCGAACGGUAGCGUGUUGCUUAGUAGGUGUGGAGCAAACCGUUGCCGAGAGGAAAUGAUACGUGAAGCGUGUCAUUUAUGUACAGGUUUAACAAACUUUGGUUGCUACUAGUAACAUGUUACGUUGGAAAUUAUCAUUAAAAUCUCGAAAUGGAUUAUGACGUCAUAGAAAAUCAGAAUCGGGUAUAUUAUUGGAUGAAUAAUUGAUAAUAAUUGGUCAAUCACUAAUACUUGUUGGGUUUCGGAUGAGAACAUUGUUUCUGACAUUGGUGUUCCGAACAAUAGUCACUGGGAGGCAGUACAUACUACAAACUGCAGCUUAAAGACAAAGAAGUUUUACGCACUUCUCUAUAUAUACUGCAUCGAUUUUGAUCAUCAAAGGCAAUUUGAUACAAGAAAUAACACUUACUCUUGGAGAACAUAAUGUACUAUUAAAAAAGAAUGAUAGAAUCAAACAUUAAAGUAUUUGGCAGUCUCAUUUCUCAAUGAAUGUAUUUUAUUCUUAACAAACACCCAAAACGUACUAUUAAAGUUAUUUAGAAAAUACGACAACUUUAAAGGGCUCUACUUUUUAAAGCAGGCAACUAACCAUCACCAAAUUUUGCUUAAAAGUAGAAUAGCAUGUGGAUAUGAUGUGGAAUAAAAAUUACUGUUGUGUCUGUAUGGCUUCCAUAAAAAUUUUUCCAAUAAAGAUGAUGUAUAUUUGGUGUCUUCAGAAACACAUAAUUAGACUCUUCGCUGUGCCAUAACACAUUACUGGUUGCAGAUACAAAGAUGAAAGUGCAAUAUUUGAAAUCUCCACAUACAAAUACAUAUUUGUGCAAAUUUUGAUGGAUAUACCAUGUAUGGGUAUGAAGUUACAGGUCAAAAUGUAAAAUAGGGUAAUGAUGAAUUUAGCACUGGCCACGCCCACUUUUUUGCUUUUCGGGCCAUAUUUCGAAUUGCGAUAUCUCAAAAACUAUUGCAGCUACGAUGCUCAAAUUUUGAACUUAAACUAUUCCCACACAAUGUUAACUGCCUGCGAAAUAUAAAGAAAUUUGGAGAGGGUGGGUGUCAUGCCUGUGUUGAAAUGGCAUGGAAUUACUCUUUUCUGAUGGCCUGGCAUGUCACUAAUGAGCACAUUGAUCGUCCCUCUUGAGGUACAAAUAAACACACAAAAGAUCUUAAUAAUGCCACAGAAUAGGAAGUUAUACCAGAAGCGUAACUCGAGCAAAUAUUUGUCCGCGUUUUUACAAGCGAUUCGUCAUCAAUCACGCCAUCCUGGCUAGUACAACCGGCACUUUGUACCUACCAAAUCCUGAUAAAAACUUCCGGCUGUACUAGCCAGGAUGGCGUGGCCUGACGUGAGCGAGUUAAAAAUUUUCGUGGACGUCAAACAAUAAGGGAAACGACUAGAGUUACGCUUCUGGUAUAACUUCCUAUUCUGUGAUAAUGCCAACCGCCGAUCACAACAGUGCAUACGCUUACAUACGUCACAUACGUCAACUACAAAAUCACGACUACAAACUAAUGAUGGCUACAUCACAGAAUAGAUACCGGACCAGAAGUGUCACUCCUAUGUGUUUUGGCUGAAGGAAAACGUCCGAAAUUUUUUUGCGUGCUAUGACGCCAUCCUGGAGUGCACCCGGCACUUUGUACCUAUGUUUUCCUAUGUUUUCCGUGUGCACUCCAGGAUGGCGUCAUAUGAUGGCGUAUUUUCACGUCAGCACUCGUAAAAUUUCGGACAAAAUAUCGUCUGAGUGACACUUCUGGUCCUGUAUCUAUUCUGUGGCUACAUCAAGUAGUUACUACUACUUACAAGUCCAUUUACACAUGCACACAACACUUAUAUACAAUUAUUAUUUAUUCUGACGUAAUGAAAAUUACUACUGAUGUCAUUUACUACUGAUGACACAAUUCCUCUUCAUUUACAUUCAAUUGCAUACAUUGGAAUAAGAAUCACCUAUGACUUUAACCCUUUAAGUGGCAAUGCACCCAGAUGCGCCCUACUUUAUUAUUUUACUCUGUCUAAUGCCAGACGAUUUUACUCGUCAGGGGGAGAGUGUUGCCACUCAACGGGUUAAUAACCAUAUUGUGUGUACAGACCUUUAUUGUUACUAAAAUAAUGAAAAGUAGCUGACUGUUUGCCAUGGAUUCUAAAAAUUUGUUAUGACCACAUUGAUAUUUUUAGAGAGAGAAGAUUGAAAGCAGCAUUUGUUGAAGAGUCUGUCCAAACUGAUUAUGGCAGGUGAGUAUGGCCAAAGAUUCUGUGUUUCACCCUGCAGCAGACUUGUAGCAAUGCUGUUCCAACAACUUGUCAACAGGAUAUGUUCGCACUGCUUGUUCCCAGCUUGUUGACAACUUGCCACAAGGUUGUUUUAACAUGGCUUUUGAAAACGGAGUUCUGGCUUUUGAAAAUGUAGUUCUGGCAUUUGAAAACAGAGUUCUGGCAUUUGAAAACGGAGUUGUGGCUUUUGAAAACGGAGUUCUGGCAUUUGAAAACUGAGUUUUGGCAUUUGAAAACUGAGUUUUGGCAUUUGAAAACUGAGUUUUGGCAUUUGAAAACUGAGUUUUGGCAUUUGAAAACUGAGUUUUGGCAUUUGAAAAGGAAGUUCUUGAAAUUUUCUACCUUGCUUAAGCAUGCAUAAGACCUUCUGACCAAGGAUAUAUUGCAGUUAGCUUCAGGCACUUGCAGGUAGGCCGCUACCUAGGAUCUCAACAGACUUGUUACAAGUUGUUCCAACAACUUGUUAUCGUCCUGCAAUUCAACAACUUGUCAACAAGUUGUGAGUGACAACCUUGUAGUAAUUUGAUAAAAUAACAACAUUGCUGCAACUUUUUGACAAGCUUGCUACAAGUCUGUUGCGAACACAUCUUGUUGACAAGUUGUGAGAUUUUGCGUGUGUUGUUGUAGCCUUAUCAAUCCGCGGCUUUCUCCAUAGCUGAUUGUCUUCAGUCUUCUCUAUUCUACACCUGCUUUUUAUACCUGCCCACUUUUAUACCUGCCUGUAUUUUCUGUGAUCAGAGGUUCAUUAUUGGACACUGGUUCGUCACGUGGUUUCUCAUCGGAUCCAUGGUCUGCUGACGUCGAAUCUGAUAACACAAGAAAUAAAGGAGUCAAUGAACUUGUACAGCAACAACAUCAGAUCAUUGCAGGUAAAAUUCUCAUUUGAAGUUGCCAGCUUGAGAUAGCCGGCUUAUCUAGCAUGAGGUCAGACCGGGCACCAAAACAUUACAGUAGAGAGGUUAAGAUACCCCGGUUCCGAUUUACGGGUACUUUUACCCGUAAUUUCUACCCGUUUCCCCGCGGUAAACGAAGGUCUACACGUAAAAGACAAACGGGUACGGGUGUUUUCUGUUUACUAUAUGUGGGCCGUUUAAAUAGUAAAAAUUUUCAACAUCUUACCCAAAUAAAUAAUGCACAUAUGCUCGUCAAAGUUUUCAACAAUUUAUGCGUACCUCAACAGCGAAAGUUACCAUUCUCUGUUAGGUUUUCUCACGCCGGAAUAUCUUGGAUUUCGUAAGUUACAAGUCGUUCCCCGGUUUACGGGUACGGGUACGUGUAUAUCACCCGUACCCGUAAACCGGAACCGGGGUAUCUUAACCUCUCUAUUAUUCGGCUCACUCCCCAUUGGAGCUUUUCAGUGACCGAUUACAUCAAGUAUUACGGCUUACUUAUGUUACUUACACGCGUAAAAAUCAUCAUGUUGAUGCAAGUUGUUCACAACAGGAGCGAACAAUGUUGUGCUGCACCCCGUGAACAAUAUUGUUAACAAUGUUGUUGAACCAUCAACGUUGUUGCAACUUGUUGACAAUCAUGUUAACAACUUGCAACAGUACUGAUGGUUGAACAACUCGGAACAACUUGUUAACAAUAUUGUUCACGGGGUGCAGCACAACAUUGUUCGCUACUGUUUGAACAACCUGAUCAAUUUUUACCCGUGUACUUAGCCUAGACUAUUUAUCUUUACAACAAUUGUGAUAUUACUUUCUUAACUGUGUUUAUCCUAACCCACCCUGUCAACUUUCCCUGUGGGAGGAAACCGGAGCGCCCGGAGAAAACCCACGACUUUCGGCAGAGCGUUGACUGACUCUUUUCACAUGAGUCCAUAGCGAGAAUCCAACCCACGAUCUUAGAGGUGAAAGGCGCUUGCUCUGACGACUGCGACACCGACGCCAAACGUGUUUGCCUUGUUGAAAUCCUAAACCCUAAUUUGAUGGACUUUUUUCUUUCAGAACAAGACCGAGGUUUGGAGGCGUUAUCUGAAGCCAUCCAACGUCAAAAGUUGAUCGGAAACGUUAUCACUGAUGAGGUCGACACUCAGAACGGUAAAAACGUUAAUCAAUGUCAUACCCCCAUCUCGACCCCUUGCUUGUAAGUCAGAAAUAUUUUAAGUAAGUAAGUAAGUAAGUAAGUAAGUGGGGUGUGCUAAUGAUCCUUACUUGCAGCUGAGAGCUAAGCUGAAGUACGAAGGAUGCAGCUCAACCUGAUCGAGACGAAGACUUACUAAGGGUGACUCUGGCAGCCACCUUAUGACUCAUGUCUGAUCACGGAACACAGCUACGGUGCAAGGGUCAGUUAGGGGGCUAAUCCCAACCCACCCUCUCAACAUUCCCUGUGUGAGGAAACUGGAGCACCCGGAGAAAACCAACGACUUUCAGUAGAGCGUUGACCGACUCCUUUCACAUAAGUCUCAUGGGUCCGUAGCGAGAAUCGAACCCACGAUGUCAGAGGUGAAAAGCGCUUCCUCAGACGAUUGCGAUUUUACCCCGAGUUGGAGGCACUGUUGUAACAUAUAACGAUCUUGCAUUUUCGAAAAAUUACAACUUUUGGAGAGGACGGAACAUUCACGCGUGAGCUCACCAAUAAUGAUUUUCUGACGUUAUUUAGAAAUUAUCGAUGAUCUUCACAGCAGUGUUGAAAAUACAAAUAGAAGAUUAAUACGAGAAGAUGCGCAUGUCCGGAAAGUCACUGCGAAAUCUUCAAAUUGUGGUAAGUUCCCCUGCAUACGACGUGACGUGGUCGUAUCCAUGGUCAAAUAUUUUUGCUUGACAAGUUUUAUUGAGUUCUAACCAUGGCUGGAUUUUGAGGGGAGGUGUGGGGAGGUGCACACCUCCCCAGAUAUCGUUUUGCACCAACACCGCGGAAAAACGUCUGCGCAUGCACCAAAUUAUGAAAAUAUGGCGGGGAAUUUGAAUAUCAAUUUCUAAAACAAAAACAUGCUUAUUAAUUGGUUAAAAAUCGGUAAAACAAACGAGAAAAUAUAGCAAAUGGGUAGACUAGACAUUAAUUGAAAGCGUCCUGGCAUUUAAAGUAUGGAAUGAAAUAUAAUUCAUGUAAAAAAUUGUUGAUUUUAACGGACACGACUUCGAAAAUUUUUGCAAAAUUAUUCAAAACAAAAAUUCAAACUUAAAAGUUAAGAAAACUCUCGAAAAGUUAAGCUUCUUAACCCACUCAAAUUGUAGAAUAAAUCCUAAAGUUUAAUUAUUGUGAACACGAAAAUUUUUUAUAUUUAGCGACACAGUUUUUUUUAAAGAAAUGUAUCUCAAACGAAAAUUCGGAAAUUGUCGUUCCUUAGUUGAUAAACAAAAUGUUUCAGACGAUAAAUUUGUCAACAAUCACCUUUAGUUCAUGUUCUUGUGUACAUUCACAAUUUCUUGAACCUUCUGGCUGUAUUUAUUCCUAGUUUUUAGAAUGACAUGUUUAUUUUUGCGCUCGAAAUCUGGCCGUAAAGACGCACAAUGAAGUCACUCCUUUUUACCGCCAUUUUGAGCCUUCAGCUUCUCAUCAAGUUCGCAAUACUAUUACAGGUAAGGUUGACGCAUGCGCAGACGUUUUUCCGCGGUGUUUUUUGCACCUCCCUUGAGAAUUUUUGCACCUCCCCUAAAAAGUUAUGCACCUCCCCUUGGGAAAGUUUCAAAGAUGGAUCAAAGUGAAAAUUUGACAUUUUUUGGUUGCUUAGGGUCUACAAAGUUUUUUCUGUAAAAUUGAAACAGUGAUAGCCAUUCAUUUCUGUGUCAAGUACCCUUUUAAUGCAAUGUUUUGAAAGAAACUUUGUAGUAAUUGUAAUGAAGGGCAAACUUGGAUGGGUUGUACAGUCAUAAUUCAUUAAUACACUGAUACAUAUGUACACUACAUGCAUACGUCACGUUGACUCUGUCCCGUUCUACAGUAAGCCCUAACUUUCCAUGGGGGUCGUGAGCUAGACCGCUGCACCUCCCCUAAAUUUUUCUCCACCUCCCCCACCAUUUCCACCAAAAUCCGGCCUUGGUUCUAACUGAAUGAACUUUUGUUCUCUUCUAAGCAAUGAUGGUGAUAAUUGUACUUCUGAUAAUUGUGAUCGUCGUGGUUGCCGCUGUUCCCAAGCCGAAAUGAAUUUAUUUAUUGGAAAAAACCCAACACGCUUGCUUUCAUUGUCGACGAACUAAGGUAAUUCAUCACAUAGAAUACCCUUUAAUUGACAGAGUUUCCAGCCAAUUGACAACGUCCGAUAACUCAUGUACAUGCAUGUAGACUACAGUACUUUUUGUAGGGUUUUUUUAAGAAAGCAUAAAUAGAACAAAACUAAGCAUUAGAUUAUCUACACGCGUGAAUAACUCGUAGACGUCUUACUAAUGCUGAGUUACCUUUGUUCUAUUCAACACUUUCGCAUUAAACUGGUACACGGGGCGAAACUACCGGGGGUGUGGAGGGUGUGUGACACCACCAAUCUCUAUCUCGUUGGGUAUAUAUUCAUACAAUUUCCGUCGGGCAAAUUUUGAAAAUAUUUGAGUGGCUCGGAUUGAAAAGUCAUAGGUUGUACGAAAAAAAUUAUUUACGAAAAUAUUACUGAAAAAAAUUUUACAAAUGGUGGUACAUUAUUUCGAACCUUAGUGAAAAAAUACCCUGUCAACAAUUUUGGGAAAAGAAAUAUUAAUUAGCGACUGAGAUUUUCGUCCGUCGUGCAUGACUUCGGCCACGCCCUUUUGGUCGGGCAACCCCCCCCCCCUCCCCAAACCGUAAUACGGACGUUUCGCCCCUGAACUUGUAUAAUAGUAGCUAGGCAUGUAAGUUAUCCAUUUGGCACUAAGAUGGAAAAUAUAAUUUGAGCGAGGAAAAUUUUGUAAUUAGAUAGUUAGAUAAUGUAUGUUAAACGAUGUUCUCCAAGUAAUGUCCACAUUGAGCAAGCAGAAACUGCCAUGGUAAGAUUUGCAUUUAACUUCAUGAAACAUAAUCGCUAUUCGGGAAUGUCUGUAUAGAAGAACGAUUCUUAUGAAAUUCCAAUAAUUACUGAUCGUAGGCCAACCCCAUUGAUCUCACAAGUGGGCCUGGAUGGAUCAACCUUUUAUAUUCGAGGAAUUAAUUUUGAAGCGAGAAUAUUUGUAAUGAGGAGAGAUUUUUAUUAUAAUAACCAACUUUUCUCCAGGCAAUACUCUUGUAUUCCUACCAAACACCAGCAACGUGAAGAACCUAUUCUAAUAUGUCAGCAACAUUGCAGUAAAUUUUCGUUGCUCACAACAAUACGACCGCCAUUGGCUUCAUCUAUCCAGUCCUAUAUUUUCGGAUCAGUGGGCCAACCAUUGUAAUAAAUAUCAAUUCAACAUUGAGCUCUAUAUUUAUCUGGAGUGAGAACUCGAGUCCCAAAAGUGAAGCCAGCUUCGUGUCAACCGCGCAGACAAAAACAAUAGAAAAGGACUGGAAUGGACCUUUAACCUUAUAACUAAAAUUUUGAUCUAGACAAAAAUUUCAUCACAGCUUGAAAGAGCAUCACAAAAUUAGUAAUAUUCCUACGUUUCGUUACGAAAUCUUGUAAAAUGCGGAUAAUAUAGCCUUGCGAAGUUUGCCGUUUUUCAGUAAUUUUGUAUUACAAACGGGAAAUUGACAGCCCAAUCGGGUGUUGGGGUAUCAAUUUCCCGUUUGUAAUACAAAAUUACUGAAAAUUGCAAAUUUCGCAAGGCUAUAUUAUCCGCAUUUUACAACAUUUCGCAACGAAACUUCGGAAUAUUACUAAUUUUGUGAUGCUCUUUCAAGCUGUGAUGAGAUUUUUGUCUAGAUCAAAAUUUUAGUUAUAAGGUUAAAGUCCAUUGACGUCCAGCAGCUCCUUCAAUUUCCGCCAUCUUGGCAAGGAGUGUGCCGAAAUUUCGUAUUUUGACCUCGAUUUAAAGAAUAACACUAUGGUUUUAUGAACUGAUAACUUGGUUAGCGAUACGGUCCGUUAGAAAACACUGGAAUUAGCUGGAGGGAAAUGGUAUAAAAGCUGUUGGACGACCUUCAGAGCUAUUGGACGUCAAUGACCGCCAUCUUGGCUCAAGUUCUUGCUCCAGAUAUAUAAUUAUAUGGAGUUCACUACUGCAAUUCAAUUGUAAUUAUGAUAAAACAACACAAUAAAUACAAAUAUUCAAUAUAAUGAAUUCAACAUUUUUGAUACAAAAAAUAGCCAUGCUCAAUUAUGGUCCGGUUUGUACCAGAGAAUGCCAGGUAUACAAAAUGUACUGUAUAAACUGUUACUCACCAACAGACCUACUAUAUAUUAUAUUCACAUUACUGGUCUGUCUCAGGCCCGUUUCAGACGUCGAACUUUUCGUGUGCCGAAUGCAUUAAAGACAAUAGAUAAUGCUCAAGGUAGUUCAGAUGAUUAUCUAUUGUUUUUAAAAGGAGAUUUUUUUGUAUGUUACGUAACACGCGCUCAAAUUGCUAAUGCGUAUAAUAUACCACUUGAGGUUAUGACUAAAUUUUUCAAUACGUUUCACAAUCGGCAAACAAACUUAAAAAGUAUGUUUAGUGCUUUAUCUGUAAAAUAAUGCUAAAAUGAAGAGAUUUUAGAUGAUACGCCAAAGAGAAAAUGAUGUCUGAAGUUCACUAAGUUUUGCAUAUAUGCAGGCUGUAAAUAUGGCGUCAAUUUUAAAGCAUCAUUGAUAAUUGUAUUUUAAUUGACAAUUUUUGACUAUUAUUUUAUGUUUCUCAACCGGCAGAUGCAUUUAUAAAGGUAGCUAACUCUAUAAACUAGAGAACAAAGCUAAAACAAAAUAAUUUUGAGAGGAACGCCAAAAAUAUUUUAGGUUUUGAACACUUUUCAUUGCAAACACGUGACAUUGAAAAAAAUUGCCUCUUAAUGCAUUCGGUCACGUGAAAAGUUCGCCGUCUGAAGCGGACCUCACUCUAGUUUAGGAAAAAAUCUAAACUAUUUCUACUUCAAAUAUUAUACGUUAUAAAUAUCUCUUUAAAUAACAACGUGGUUGCUUUUUACAUUUGUGGCGUAGUGUUGUCAUAGACCGUUUGAGUGCCAAACAGAUUUUGUGUACUUUUGCGCGUAAUAUUUGCGCACAAAAGCUUCAGCUGACAGAAACGUCGCUUGUUUAGGGAGCGGUCAUUAUUUAUGAUGGGGGGUGGCAUCGAAGAGAAUUUUUUUCUUGGUCAAAUUUUGCGGAUCCAACCAUAGAAAAGUGGGGGGAAAUUUUUACCCAACCUCAAAUAUCAAUUAAAAAACAAAUAACCACCCCUGGCCAAAAACGUUACAAAAGGAUACCAUUCAGUUGUCACAAAUGUCCUUUACCACUCCUGUGACACGAGUUUGAUAACUGUUUGUGUAAUUUUCUGCAGUGUAAAGUUUCGUGUUGUCUGCACAUGUACUUUUUUUGGAGACAAAAUUUGCCUCCUGACAAAUCGGAAAAUGAUCAAGAUAGUGACUCUGAUUGAUUUACAUAUUGUAUUACCAUAUGAUUGUUGACAUUGCUUUUUAGUCAUGCUUUGGAAAUGACAAUAAUUUUUUAUUAUCAAACCCUUGAGUUGUUUUGUUUUUCAUUUACCCAACCUUUUACUCACUCAAAAUUUUGUUUACCCAACCCUUUUCUCUUCGCCCCCCCCCCCAUAAAUAAUGACCGCUCCCUUGAGCUUGCUAAUGUCUAAAACUCACUGACAGAACGCCUUCUUCUACGCUUCAACUGACACCAAACGCUAUGACCUGUUUCUUCAACCAAACUCAAGUAUCUCUAGGCGUUCUCCUCGACGUUUGUACUAAGGCAUGUCCCCUUUUUCUGUCGUCUUUGAAAUUUCGCCACUCUCCUUGCAAUAUUUUCCGACCAUUGUGUCACAACAGUCCGCUGACUAACAACGAUUCCCUUUUGGAUUUCGUGGAUAUCGUUAAACCCGACAAUCAGGUAGCGCCUGCUCAGCCUGAAUUUAGGGCAGCUGCAUUUGACGUCACGUGUUCGUACCCAGACCGCUUUCUUGCCCUCGCGCAAUCGAGUCUCCCCAGUCCACUUGAAGACUUGUUCUAUCUCAACUGUGAAUUUCAUCCAGCCUCUGACAUGGGUCCUGGUGAGGAUUUUUACUCGGAUACC